Molecule: messenger RNA, 4910 nt
Organism: Malus domestica (apple)
Lineage: Eukaryota; Viridiplantae; Streptophyta; Magnoliopsida; Rosales; Rosaceae
Product: zinc finger CCCH domain-containing protein 44-like
Molecular function (GO): metal ion binding; DNA binding; protein binding
Source: RefSeq, a predicted model, not a curated record
UCCUUGGUGUGAAAGCCCACUUCCUUCCCUGCCUACCCCAACAACGACCCCCCUCUCUCUCUCUCUCCUCCGUUUUUUUCUCCCUCUCUCUUUCUUCCACCCAAUCUCCUCCCAGGUGUCCGCCUGUCGACAGCGCCGUGUGUGGCCGCCCAUUCACUCACACGGACCAAAAACAGACCAGAUAAUGCCCUGUCCCAUCCGCACCCGGUGUUCCAUGUGCGCUGCUGCCGCUGCCGCUUUAGCUUUAGCUUCUCAUAAUUGUAGUUCCAACUCCUAGGGUUUUCAAUCUCUCUCUCUCUACAAAUCCGUUCAAUUCUUUUGCUUCAAUUGUAGUUUGUAUGGAGCUUGAGCAAGCUCAGCUCGCCUCGGCCUUUUAUGGACCCAGUAUGCAAGAAGACGGAGGCGGAGGAGGAGAACCGCCGCAAUCGCAGGAGGUGUUUGACCGGUCGAUGCCGGCGGUGAAGGACUGCAUGGCGGCCGAUCAAUGCGAAACGAUCGGCGGGGGGAUGGUUGUUGGGAAGGCGGGGCAGAUGGUGGUGGUCAAAGAGGAGGCGGGUAAGAACUUGGGGAAGCGGAGGCGGGGCCGGCCGCCCAGCGGGCAUGCCAAGGCGACGGCGGUGAGCAAGAUGCAGGACGAAGAAGAAGACGUUUGCUUCAUUUGCUUCGACGGUGGAAGCCUCGUGCUUUGUGAUCGCAGGGGGUGCCCUAAGGCAUACCAUCCAUCAUGCAUCAAGCGGGACGAGGCCUUCUUUAAAUCGAAAGCCAAAUGGAAUUGUGGUUGGCAUAUAUGUAGCAGUUGUCAGAAGGCUGCCCAUUAUUGGUGCUAUACUUGUACAUAUUCUCUGUGCAAAAGAUGCACUAAAGGCGCGGAUUAUCAAUGUGUACGAGGAAAUAAAGGAUUUUGCGGAACAUGUAUGAGAACUAUCAUGCUAAUUGAGAAUGUGCAAGAAAAUAAGGAAGGGGCUCAAGUUGAUUUUGAUGACAAGAGCAGCUGGGAGUAUCUCUUCAAGGUUUACUGGAUUCUUUUGAAAAGGAAACUAUCCUUAACUUCGGACGAUCUUUUUAAAGCUAAAAAUCCAUGGAAUGAAGCUGCCGUUAUGGUUGGUAAGGGGGAUUCUUCAACUGAACUAUAUGAUGGUAAUAAAACAAAUUCAGGUGCAGUCAACUGUUGUGCAGAUCUGGAAGCUACACAUUCAAAAAGAAGUAAUAAAAAGCCCAGAACUUUGGACAAGGAUUUGAGUGUUGAAGACACAGUUUGGGCGUCAAAGGAGCUCUUGGAGUUUGUUGCUUAUUUGAGAAAUGGUGAUACAUCUGUGCUAUCGCAGUUUGAUGUCCAGGCACUUUUGUUCGAGUACAUAAAGAAAAACAAUCUUCACGAUCCUCGCCAGAAAUGCCAAAUUAUUUGCGAUUCAAGACUCAUAAAUCUUUUUGGGAAAGAAUGUGUGGGUCACUUUGAAAUGUUAAAGCUUCUUGAAUUUCACUUCCUCAUUAAGGAAAGUUCCAAGGCAGAUAACAUUAUUAGCCCUGGAGUUGAUAAUACUGUUGGCAGCCAAAUGGAGAUUGAUGGGAACUAUGAUAAUCAAAUGAUGAUGCGUAAUGAUAAGAGGUGUAAAACACGCAAAAGGGUAGAUGAGAAAGGACCACCGACCAAUCCUGAUGGAUUCGCCGCUAUUGAUCUUCACAACAUUAAUCUGAUUUACUUGCGGCGUAACUGGGUGGAGAAGCUUAUUGAAGAUGUUGACAAAUUGCAUGAAAAGGUGGUUGGUUCAAUUGUGCGAAUAAGAAUUCCUACUGGUGACCAAAAGGAAGAUAUUUAUAGGCUUGUCCAAGUCACAGGUACCAGCAAGGUUGCUCAACCUUAUAAAGUUGGCACAAAAACAACUGAUGUUAAGCUUGAGAUCUUGAACUUAAAAAAGAAAGAGGUUAUAUCAAUUGACGAGAUCUCUAAUCAGGAGUUCUCCCAGGAUGAAUGCAAACGAUUACGUCAAAGUAUAAGGUGUGGGCUCAGCAAACAGUUGACUCUGGGUGAGAUUCAGGAGAAAGCAAUGGCCCUUCAUGCAAUUAGAGUAAAUGAUUGUCUGGAAGCAGAGGUAUUACGGAUUAGUCAGCUUCGUGAUCGAGCAAGUGAAAAAGGACGCAGAAAGGAGCUUAGACAAUGUGUGGACAAACUACAGCUUCUGAACUCGCUAGAGGAACGUCAGCGCAGACUGCGUGAAAUUCCUGAAGUACGCCCUGAUCCUAGUAUGGAUCCAAGUUGUGAGUCCGAAGGCAGUGCUGGAGCAUUCGAUAAGAAACAAGAUGCCAAGGUCAGACCAAGGAGAUCUGGUAGAAAGGGAAGGGCACCUUUCUCUCAACCAAGGGAAGGCGAUACUUCAAGCAAUUCUAGAAGUAAGGCACCGAAAAAUCCGGGUAGAGCAACAUUUGGAAUAAAUGGAUGCAAUACGACAAGGAGCCAGGUCAAUCUCACUGGUUUGGUGGCUUUUGAUGGGAAUAAUCAAUCAGCAGUUGAAUCCAAUACACCUUCUGAGGUUGCAUCAGAAAAUUCAUCGUUGCCCUCUUCUAUAGUGACGAGUGCGAACCAUUCUGUUGAUGAUUUUGAGACAGACAUUAUAUGGCAUUACCAGGACCCAACUGGAAAAGUUCAAGGACCAUUUACACUCAUGCUGUUGCGUAAAUGGAAUACAGCUGGGCACUUCCCUCUUGAUCAUAGAAUAUGGAAGAUAGAUGAGAAUCCAGACAACUCCAUCCUUUUGGCUGAUGCAUUGAAUGGACAGUAUAAACAACCAUUAUUGCCACAUGACAGCCCGUUACUUUCUCAGGAAUUUACAGCUGCCUCGGAUGAUAGAAACAAUGGUCAGGAUGAUGGAAGGAACAAGAGUAUGAACACAACUCCAAUAGAUGGUAAACAGGUUGAAGAGAGCUGGAACACGAAGCAGGAUGGCCAAAGUUUGCAAAAUAGUGGCAACAGUGAACUUUUAAGGAGCACUGCACCUGCUGAUGUUGUCAAUUCUAGUGAUGAACAAACUGGAAUCAUUUUGCAAGGCCUGGAUCAAUUGAAGGAUGAUAAUUCUUCGCCCAAUCAACCCCAAGAAAGUAGUUCACAACCUUCUCCUGCAUUUCCUGUGAAACCAUCUGAAACUUUGUCGCAUCAAGAAGGGGAGAGUAGAGGAGAGGAAAUUAACUCUGAUCAGAAGAAUGGAAAUUUGGAUCCCCAACAGGCUGCUCAGGCUCAAAUUACAAAUGGACAGCAUAAUGAGAGCCGAUCUGAUAGUGAGGGCCAUUCAGGUCAAUCUUCCGGGCAAAACUGGAGGCCUCCACCUGUAAGCAGUCCUUCAAAUGGCCAUCAUUCCAACUCGGAUCUUGUUCCUUUGAUUAAAUCACUGGAGAUUCCCGAACAAGAUCAGAAGGAAAAUAAUUUUUCAGAUAUGCCCGGUCCCACUCCAAAACCAAGCAAUGGAGACUUACAAGGUCAGGCAGCUGAAAAUAGACAGUCUGUGCCUUCAAAUGUUCCUGUUCAGGAUGCUGGCCAUAGCUGGAGCACCUCUUCUAGUUUAGUGGGUGGUGGGGCACCACUUCCGGAAGUAGAUGAUGACUGGGCCAAACCAUCUUCUAUAGAGGAAUGGGAAUCCAGUCUUGUCUCUGCAUCUUCUUUUAAACCAAGCGAGAUGAAUCAGUUUACGGAACCAACUGAAUUUUGUACUUUACCUGAUGAAUCAGUUUCAGAUCUUCUGGCUGAAGUUGAAGCAAUGGAGACUCUCAGCAGCUUGGCUACCCCGACUUCAAUCAUGAAUUGUCAAGGGGACUUUACAGAGGGUUCAAAAAAUGAUAGUUUCAGUUCUGUAGAUGGAUUCAGCCCAGCACCCGACCCUGGAAAAGGUGAUGCUUUGAGCUCCACUGGUGAUUUACGGGUUUCCAAGGCGAUGGAUGAACCAGUUGGGGUAUGUCAGGGAAAUGCACUUGAUUUGAGCUCCACUGCUAAUUUACAGGUUUCCAUGGUGACGGACGAACCAGUUGGGGCAUGUCAGGGAAAUGCUCUUGAUCUAAAAAACAGAUCUGGUGUACAUUCGUCCACAAGCCCCGAAAUGGAGGGAGACAGAAAGUACAGUGAUCUUUCAGUUAACCAAUUUGAGGCAGGUACAGAGAUGCGAACCACUGCACCAUCGGACAUCAACAAUCAUUGGAACAGUAGGUCAGAAAGCACAGGAAGGAGUUGGGAAGCAGUUCAGCCAGUUCCGAUAAAUGCAAACAUGGGACGGGGAGGACCAGACCAAAGAAGUGUAAACCUGGGUUGGGGAGAUGGUCAGGGGAUACCGCACGGAAACACGAGCAUACAUCCAGGUCAUCAGUUGCCCGCCGGGAGAAUGUGGGAAAGCCAACCAAGGUACGGCGGCGGCGGAGAAAGACUCUUGGGUCCAAGAGAUCGUGGUUUCCAGAAUAGGGAUUUAGGUAUGGGUAGGGGUAGGUUUGGAUGGAACAGGCAGACGAUGCAUGGAAAUGGCAAUGGAAAUGGAAGUUCGUUGAGGCCUCCUCCCAAAGGGCAGCGGGUUUGUAAAUAUUACGAUAGCGGGCACUGCAAGAAGGGAGCAUCCUGUGGUUAUCUGCACCCCUGAUUUUUGGGUCUCAAUUCUCAAACAAGAAGAUUAGACACAUUUAAUUAUGUAAUCAUUGCUCGUAAUUAGGAGGCUCCUUGUUGCCAAUUGCUGUAAUUUAACCUGUAAACGUAACUUACGUAAGCCGUCCAAGUGGCUUAAGUGAAUAAUUAUUAUUUUUGGGGGAUAGGUUUAGCAUAAUUUUGGAGUGUACCAUAUUAUUUGUGGUAUUCAUUCCAUGUUUCAUGUAAUAUCUGACGUCCACAAUGGACCUUUUACGUUUUACCAACCCAAACAAGUAAAUUCCCUUGUGUUUUCUUU